Molecule: messenger RNA, 545 nt
Organism: Owenia fusiformis
Lineage: Eukaryota; Metazoa; Annelida; Polychaeta; Sabellida; Oweniidae
Source: the annotation of a GenBank genome assembly
CGAUAACUGGAGGGAAAUAGAAAGACAUGGCUUUGAGUUUGCAUCAACUGCGCUUGGCGAUUAUACAAGUAGCAAUCGCCAACGCUGAUCAGAGUACAGACUGGCGUAUCCUGAUUGCAAAACUCCAGAUUCAUAGAGUCCAACCAGAAAAUGCAAUAUUAUGGGCCGUUGAAAAUAACGUUGACUUAGACACGGACACGUUAACAUUAUUGAUCAGAGCAGGCGCUGAUAUCAAUGCUAGCAACUUUAACGAGAUAACUUCGCUUAUGCUGGCCAUAAAAAAGAGUAAUGUUAACAAUGCUAUUGAAUUACUUGAGCAUGGAGCUGAUGUAGACGCCAUCGACGAUUGUGGAAAGACAGCGUUGAUACAUGCAAUAGAAGGAGGAAAUCUAGAUUUAGAAUGUGUCAGUGUUUUGUUAAAGAAGGGCGUAGAUCUAAACAUACGCGACCAUGAUGGAAAGAAUGCUUUGGAUUAUGCGAUAUUGGAAACAAUUUACAAAAUAACAUUGGAAAGAAUCGAAAAUUUCGAAAUGGAUUUGAAGUUA